AUGGCGUCACACGGCAAGGAUGUAUAUGGCCACGUCGAACCGUUUCCCUCGCUUGUGCCGUACGAGCAGUACCAGGAAACCAUACUUGUCUACCGGAUCGACACCAAUCAUGAGGUCUACAUGGCCCUGCUUCAGGAGUUCACCGACCGCUUUGCACGGAGCGAACAACCGGAGCGCAGAGAGGCUUGGACUUGGUGUGUGCAAUGGGAGGUGGAAAAGCCCACCGACGACGCGCCGCACACACCCGCGGCCAAGAAACAGCGACUGGACGCUCACUCCGAUGUGGCGCAAAACAACGGGUUUGCGCAGCGGAAGCCCGUGUACACCAAAAUCGAGCGCCGUUUACUUCAUCCAGAACUGUUCCAGGAGGAAGACAUGCUGCGCAUCCUCAUCGACAUCGUGCAGGUUGACAGCAAGCUUGUACCUAACUACAUCGAGUUCCUCUAUCAGUGGGUCGACUACUACGAAGGUGGUGGAAGAGCGCUGAAAGCUGCGCUGCGCAUGGAGAUUCCGAGCUUGUGGCUAUUCGAGUAUCAUCCGCUUCCGCUGUACGACAGUUCUGGCAAGGACAAAGACAGAGAGUCGGACUCUAGCGUAGACGGCGAGGAGAUCAUUGAAAGCGUUGACGACUUCAGAAAGACUACUAGAGAGAUGGGCGAGAGACUCAAAAGACCCAAGAAGCCACUUGCCUUGGAAGAAAUGGAACGAAUGACUGAACAGAGCGAACGCCUCGAGUAUCGCGAGGUCAAGUUCGGGAUACAGCGACCGAUUGAUCCGGACGAGGAGCCCCUUCCUCCGCUCAUCAAUGUGCCUCACGAUGCGAAUAAGCGCAAGAAGUAUUACGCGGCCUGCUUCAAGAAUCGACAGCGUGCGUUCUGGCUGUUGCAGGAGGCGGGCAUCACGACGAGACAAAUCGCGAAUUACAAAAGGCUGCAGGAAAUGGGCGCAAUGGACACCCCAGAAGACAUCAACGGAGACGGUUGGCUCAAUUACUACAAAGAGGAGCCGUACGCCCAUGCGGAGUUCCUGGACAUGCAGCGCACGAAAGAGUUGCAGGAGAAGCAACGCGAAAUCACCAUGAGUAACCGGCUGGCAGAGGAGGCAAGGCUUGCUGCAACGACCAAUGCAGAAAAUCCGUGCUCUCUCCUUCCACCAGCUCUCAUACCCCCAACGCCAGGUCUGCCGCCACCCUUGACGACCGGUCGCCCCGAUAGGGUAGCUGAGUGGCUGAGCAAGGUGAAGAGCAUGUCCAGGGACCGUGAUCCUCCCGUCAAAUCUGUCCCUGCGCCACUGUUUGGCAGAAUGAAGUCUGAGAUCUUCAAGCACGCUGUUGCAGCUGGCCCGCCGCCACCAUGCAUUCGUUGGAAUGGUGAUGUUGAUACGUCUGAUGACGACGACAGCGAUGACGAAGAGUAUAGCAACCCGGACGAUAUCGAUCCAGACGAGCGCGAGGAUGCUCCAGAUGCAGACCCUGCGGGCCUACCACGACCACCUCCAGGGUAUCCCACCCUAAUUGCUUACUUGCUGACUCUCACUCCCGUCGAGUUGGCUAAUUUCAUGCCACACUUCAGCGUAGAAGCGCAAGCACAAGUUCGUGAGCACUAUCCGGGACUGUUCAGACAGAAUCCAGUACCUCAAGGAUCCACAGUGGCUAGUGGUAUGCAGGCAGUAGUUGCUGGGCCUGUCAAUGCAGCGACCCAAGGGAUCGUCUCAAUAUCAUUGAAUCACACAAACGGCAGUCCGGUUCCUCCCCCUCAGACCUCACUGCCACCGCAACAGUUCCAGACGCAGGUGCAACCAACUCAACCUUCUUUGCCUCUGCAUGGUAACCCUACUCCACCACCGAUAAACCACCAUGUACCCGGGCACAGUCGGCCUCCUUCACCACCUCCAAUGGAAGCUGCACGCGCUGCUGCUGCCCAGAUGCAGGCACAUGGAACUCCUUACACUGGGUCCUGGUUUCCGAACCUGAUUAAUCAGGGUACGGGAAUCCCGCAGUCGCAACCGCAGCAUAUCGGUUCAGCACACUUACACUACGUCCAGCAACCCGUUCUGCAGAGACAGCUUACGCAAGCUGGUACCACGGGCCUUGUAGGAAAUCCUGUCGCUCAGAAUCUGCAACCGGGGGGCGCACCAUACUAUAGCCUGCCGCAGAGCCCUGCAAUGUUUGGCAUAAACACCACCCCAGCGAUUACCGUAACCCAGCCGGCGCCUCAAAGUUCGAUCGAGGGCCACGACGUUCUCCGAGGAGUGACACCCGCGUUGCAAGCGCUUCUCCAAUCUAGCCGGAACAGUGCUCCAACGACCAUUGCUGCACAAGGUCAGGGUCUAUCAGACGAGGGCCAAAAGAUUCAGAGUCAAGAACAGUCAGAUUCGACUGCGAAUGGGUACUCCUACUCCUCCUCCGCGCAGAUGCUACAAGCCUCAAACCGCGCCGCUCCACCUCCAAGUCUACACCUUCGGCCAACGCACCCCAACAACCUUUACCUUGGCCCCCUCAACCGCAACGCCGACUUACCUUCCCUCAUGACGCCUCUCGCCAACCUCGCCAACAACCUUAGCCUCAACCUCCCCUCCUCCCUCCCAGGACCUUUCCAGCCCCAACCCCAACCCCAACCCGGCGGCCAAAUCGAUCCCGUCGCCGCCACGCGCCGCGAAGAACUCUCCCCCCACGGCCUCCCCAUCCAAAUUUAUCUCCCGCGUGUCGUCAUCCCUUACGCCGCCAAUCUCGCCGGCGCCACCGACUGCCUGGUGCUGGGCUACACAUGCGUCGGCACGGGCGUGCUCACGCUCUCCAAGGCGAUUUUCUUCCCCACGUCGAUACGCACGAACCUGCAGCGCCGCCUGCAGCGCCAGCACGCCGUCGUGCUGGAGAGCUACCAACCGCCGGCGAACCAUCCACGGUUUAGCGCUGGGAAGGGCGUGCUGAGGAAUCCGGAUGAGGUAAAGGGCCCGCAUAGGUUCGUGCACGACAAGUUGAUGCAGGUUUUUGGGAUGAUGACGGGCUGUGGGAAUAGAGAAGAGGAGCUGACGAAGCGGUGGCGGAGCACGCCGGGGCCGAUGACGGCGAGGUGCAGGGGCAGCGUGUGGGAGGGCUGGGCGGUGGGUGUGGAUAAGCCGGUCGAGAUGGGGUACGAGGAGCGGCAUGGCGAGGGCGUUGUGGUCAGCAAGAGUCUGGACGGGAGGAGGGGGUUUGGACUUAGUGAGCAGGAGUGGGCGUAUAGGGAGAGGCGGAGGAGGGAGGUGGAGGAGAUGAUCAGGGAGGAUGAGGAGAAUGGUGGAGCGGUAUCGGAAACUACGAGCCAUGGUUUCGAGAGCGUUGAGCAGAGGGAGAUGAGAAUGAGUUGGGCAGUGUGCUCGCGGUUUGUGGCGAAAUGGCAUUUGAGGGCUCUCCGUAAAGGGACCUGUAUACAUGCAAAAUACGCCUCUGCCUGUCUCUCCCGUAGCCCAGAUGCUGAAGGUACCUUCUCCGUCGCGUCCUGCAUCUCUAUCGUCCUAGCCGUCACCAUCGCCAUGGCCGGCAUCGCGCGCGAGGCACCUCGCGUCGAUGAUGUCCUUUUUCGCUGGGGAGCUGGGGUCGGCGAGUCUGCCGGCGAGGAAGGUUGCGUUUGGGAUUGCGCGCGUGAUUACAACCCACGUUUGGUGCAAGUAUGUUUAUCUAAGGGUCUGUGGGCUUCCACCUGUUUUGGUGCUCUGGCCGUCUAGG
Paraphaeosphaeria sporulosa is the source of this 3706-nucleotide messenger RNA. RefSeq lists its product as uncharacterized. The record is from RefSeq and is a predicted model, not a curated record. The transcript is spliced from 3 exons. Bases 1 to 3705 code for a protein of 1234 amino acids. NCBI's taxonomy places the organism in Eukaryota, Fungi, Ascomycota, Dothideomycetes, Pleosporales, Didymosphaeriaceae.